This is a messenger RNA of Oldenlandia corymbosa var. corymbosa, 573 nucleotides long. The record is from the annotation of a GenBank genome assembly. NCBI's taxonomy places the organism in Eukaryota, Viridiplantae, Streptophyta, Magnoliopsida, Gentianales, Rubiaceae.
AUGUCAAACUACAUACCAAAGGUGCAAGUUGUAAAGCUAGGGACACCUAACACUGGAUUUGGACUUGUGGUAGCAGCAGGUUUUGGGGCUGCCUCAGCUUGUGACUGGGCAACUGAUUACUUGAGCAGAAACCGUCAUGCCUAUCACUCAGCUCGAAGUGCAGCAAACUUUAUGAAAGCUGUAUUUCGUUUAUACCUGCUUCGUCAAGCACCGGUUCAAACAAAAAUGAUGAUUGCUGCAAAGGAUAAUUCAGGAAACUUGGUUGCUUUCCUGAUUGAUGGUUAUUCUGCUACUGUUGAACGGGUACGCCAGUAUUAUGCAUUGGGAAGUGGCUACUAUGGUGCUUUUCCUGUUCAGAACAACUACUACAGAAGCAUUAUGAGUCAAGAUGAGACUUAUCGUGUGGUGCGGAGGUCCAUCUGUAGGGGAGCUGCUAAAGACCCCGCAACUGGUGGCCACAUAAUGGGACUGUGCAUAUCUGAUCAAGUGGAAGAUAUUUUCUAUGGUGAACGCUCCAUUCAAUGGUUGAACAAUCAUGUGUAUAACUUCAAAUAUACUCAUUCUUUGUUCUGA